CUAACUAGCACAGAGCAAGAAACAGUUACUGACGAGACCCUCUCCUGCAGAAGGUAACCUGGAACAUUGCUAUCUGUAUACCCAAGAACACCCAUUUCUUCCCAUAGCACAUGGGACCUUCUUGCUCAUGGCAUAUUUCUUGCCAUAUGGCAUAUUUCUCAAAAACCAUCCCUACUGAAUCCAAGGUUUUACUCUUAAUAUUUUAGCCAUGUCUUAUUUACAGGGUUACAUGAGGACAUUUUUUAUGCAAGUUCACAAUGUACUUUGAGCAUAUUCUCACAUGUACCCCUGCACCCCACGAUCUUCCAGGGUCACAUUGUUACCAGUGUGUCUCAUCCACAUUCAGUCUGAAAUUCCGUCUCCCAGGUCCUAGUGAGCAUCAUUCUCAUGACUCAGAGCCUCAUCUCCAAGUCCAUACCAAGUCUAGUAAAGGUAAGGCAAGUGCGUGGCUGCCUGAAUCCUGGCAGUUACAGCCUUACACUGUCAUUUCUGUGUCACUUCUUUGGUCACUAAAUGCUCUAAAUUCUUUCCAAGAGAGCAUGCUGGAAGAAUUCACUUUGUGGAUUCAGAACCUAUGAAUGGCAACACCAACGCCCCGCCCCUCACUAGCUUCACCAAAGGUUUUCUCACACAUACCUAGCACUCAAAAACCAUGUCAUCCCUAAUACCGGAGACACGAGGCCAGACUGUUCUCCCAGAGGCCAAAAAGCAAUUAAAACAUCCUUCAUAUCGCCCUAGAGUCCUGAGCAGAGAGAAGCCUGGCUACACGGGCAAGUUCAGAUUAAUGCUGAAGAGGACAAGAUGGCUUCUGCAGCUGGGAGCAUCAUCUUUCUAGAGGGCAUCUCAUGGAGAAUCUGAGCAAAGCCCCAAGACUCUGGGCUCUUGACGCACACCCCUUGGGCCUGCUACACAAGGCUAGUUAAUAAAAUACUUCUCCAGCUAGAGCUGCCAGUGGUUUACUGAUGUGAUUAAGGUGCCCAAGGGAUGAAUGGAAGAUAAGAAAAGUAGUCAACAUCACAGUAGAUCAUUGCUCAGCCUUUAAAACAGAAAUCCUGAUAGAUGCUACGACAGGAACGCCUCUUAAAGAUUGCACCAAGUGAAACACGCCUAACGGGACACUGGUACAAGGUGACUCCACUUAAGGCAUAUGUGGAGGUUUGAGUGAAAAAUGCCCCCAUAGGCUCGUGUAUUUAAAUAUUGGUCCUCUGUGCGUGAGGUUGUCUGGGAACGUUAUGGAACCUUUAGGAGGUGCUGGACAAAGCAAGUCACUGGAAGCAGGCCUUACAAGCAGGCCUUACAGCCUUACCCUACUUCUAGCUCUCCCUUUGCUUCCUGUGUGUACUUGAGAUUUGAUCUCUCAGCUUCCUGUUCAGGUUCUCAUGCCUCCCCUGCCAUUAUGAACUCUCUCUCCAGAACCGUAAGCUCAAAUAAACUUUCUGUAGUUACUGUAUUUUAUCACAGCAACACUAAAGUAGUAAUACAUCAGGGAAGCUCACAGAGACAAAGUAGAGGCUGACAGGGUUAGGGGAGGGGUGUUGUUUAGUGAGCAUAGACUUUCUAUCUGGAAGGCAGCAACUGAGAAAGCUAAUCACACUGACCAGUUAAACUGGUCCAGAAGCUAGAAAGAAAAAGAAAGAGGAAGGGGUCCCAGGAAAGGACCUGAUGGUGACUUCUGGGAGCUGAGAGCAAGCCUUCAAUUACGUCAGUAAGGAUGCAGGAAUUUCUGUCUUAGACCCUCAAGACUGGAUAUUGAAAACCACCUAAGGGCUGGAGAGAUGGCUCAGUGAUUAAGAGCACUCACUGCUCCGGUCCCAGGCACUGCAGGAGCUGCGGCUUACCGUGCAGACAUGGCCAAGUCCAAGAACCACACCACACACAACCAGUCCCGCAAAUGGCACAGAAAUGGCAUCAAGAAACCCCGGUCACAAAGAUACAAAUCUCUUAAGGGGGUCGACGCCAAGUUUCUGAGGAACAUGCGCUUUGCCAAGAAGCACAACAAGAAAGGCCUGAAGAAGAUGCAGGCCAACAAUGCCAAGGCUGUGAGUGCACGAGCAGAGGCCAUCAAGGCCCUCGUGAAGCCUCAGGCUGUCAAGCCCAAGAUGCCAAAGGGCUCCAGCCGGAAACUCAGCCGUCUGGCUUUCAUCGCUCACCCCAAGCUUGGGAAGAAGAUUCGAAACUACAUGGCCAAGGGUCGUAGGCUCUGCCAACCCAAACCCAAGGUUCAAACCAAGGCAGAGGCCAAAGCUCCAGCUAAGGCCCAGGCCAAAGCUCCAGCCCAGGCUCCCAAGGGUGCCCAGGCCCCUGUGAAGGCCCCAUAGAACAGGCUCCUGCCGGUGUGAAGACAGAUGGACUGCUGGGACACAACCACCUACACACUAUCUGCAGAUGACCAGUGUCCUAUGCUGUUUUUACAAAUAAACUUGAGACAAGAUCUGUUAAAAAAAAAAAAAAAAAAAAAAAAAAAAAGGGGGGGCUGGAGAGAUAGCUCAGCGGUUAAGAGCACUGACUGCUCUUCCAGAGGUCCUGAGUUCAAAUCCCAGCAACCACAUGGUGGCUCACAACCAUCUGUAAUGGGAUCCAAUGCCCUCUUCUGGUGUGUCUGAAGACAGCUACAUGUAUAUAACAAAUAAAUAAAUCUUAAAAAAAAAAAAAAAGA
Molecule: messenger RNA, 2656 nt
Organism: Rattus norvegicus (Norway rat)
Lineage: Eukaryota; Metazoa; Chordata; Mammalia; Rodentia; Muridae
Source: RefSeq, a predicted model, not a curated record